AUGAAACACGGCAGACUAAACCUAUUGGGAGGAGGAAGGAUGUGCAACUCCGUAUCCCUACCUGAUACCAUAAAAAAGAAAAUUGAUAGACACGUCCUUACUCGACCCACUGACUACUACAGACCCAUACAAACAAAAGGAGAGCCCGGAGACAAAAUCACAUUUGAUGUGGACACCCAAACGCAAGUCCAAAAUAAAGAGACGUCGGAGGCGUCAACUCAAACCGAACCACGGCACGACGAGAAAUAUAAGCCUACCCUUAAAUCACUUGCAGUGGAGGGAAUGAUUUGGGACAAAGAACUGUACAAAAAAACAGAAGUCAUAGUUGGAAACCCACUAACCACAGGGGAUAAUACCACCAAGGUGGUACUGGUAGAACCUAACGACCCAGAAAUGAGUAGCAGCAUUCAACGCCUGUACAGGGAAAAGUUUUCGGAGCUCGUCAGCGUUCAAGGCGAUUUUGAGAUCCUAGAGCAGAUAACUAAAAUCAGAUCCAAGGAAACAACAGAACUAAGCAUUAGGAAAAUAAUCAAGGUGACGCACGACGGGACAGCCUAA
This is a messenger RNA of Psylliodes chrysocephalus, 558 nucleotides long. The record is from the annotation of a GenBank genome assembly. NCBI's taxonomy places the organism in Eukaryota, Metazoa, Arthropoda, Insecta, Coleoptera, Chrysomelidae.